Homo sapiens (human) is the source of this 1476-nucleotide messenger RNA. RefSeq names its product tumor suppressor candidate 1 (gene TUSC1). The record is from RefSeq and is marked reviewed. The coding region runs from base 133 to 762 and encodes 209 amino acids. NCBI's taxonomy places the organism in Eukaryota, Metazoa, Chordata, Mammalia, Primates, Hominidae. The transcript has a single exon.
AGCAGCCGCCGCCCGCGACCUCCUCUCCUCCUCCGUCGUCACCCCGGCCGCCCUGCCAGCCCCGAACUUGCCCGCGCCUGGCCGCGCGGCCCCUCAGCCCACGGGGCUGGCGGCGCGGUUGGGAUGGGACCGAUGUGGCGCAUGCGUGGUGGCGCCACUAGGCGCGGGAGUUGCUGCGGCGGGGACGGUGCUGCGGACGGCCGAGGGCCAGGCCGCUCCGGCCGGGCUCGUGGUGGGGGCAGCCCCAGCGGCGGCGGCGGCGGCGUGGGCUGGCGAGGCCGCGCGGACGGCGCCCGACAGCAGCUGGAGGAGCGGUUUGCCGACCUGGCGGCGAGCCACUUGGAGGCCAUCCGUGCGCGGGACGAGUGGGACCGGCAGAACGCGCGGCUGCGUCAGGAGAACGCCCGGCUGCGGCUCGAGAACCGGCGGCUGAAGCGCGAGAACCGCAGCCUCUUCCGUCAGGCUUUGCGGCUCCCCGGCGAAGGCGGCAACGGGACGCCCGCGGAGGCACGCCGGGUCCCUGAAGAGGCCAGCACGAACCGGAGGGCUAGAGACAGCGGCCGAGAGGACGAGCCGGGCAGCCCCAGGGCCCUGAGGGCCCGACUUGAGAAGCUGGAAGCCAUGUACCGCCGGGCCCUGCUGCAGCUGCACCUCGAGCAGCGGGGACCACGUCCGAGCGGGGACAAGGAGGAGCAGCCUCUACAGGAACCCGACUCCGGCCUCCGCUCCCGGGACUCGGAGCCCUCUGGGCCCUGGCUGUAGCCGAGGCCGCAGCCGGUGAGAGGCGGAGCCUCGAGCGGGCCCCUCCUCCUCCGUUCCCAGCUACCCCCGACCUCGCGCACGCCCUGGCCCGCUCCCUGCCCGCGGAUACCUUGGACUACGGUGCCUUCCCGCCCCCACCAGUGGACACUUCCGGGUGGCGCUUGGCCAUCCGCUUGGUGGAGGUCGAGUGGGUGCAAGGGCCCUCAGGACCUCCCACAUGUACAGUUCCCCUGCCUCUUGCCCCGGCUAGUUUCCCUGGAGAGAGGCCUAGCCAACAACGAAGGGACGGAUUUUAAAACAGCGAGAACUGGGUGCCAAGAAACACUUCAUAUUCCCUGAACUUUUCUGGAUGUUGUGCGAACCUGUUGUAUUUUUUUUUUUCCUGUAUUUUGGUUCUGAGGGAUGAGUAAUGUGUUUUUAGUUGGUUGAGUUUAUCCAUUCUUCAAUCCCCUAAAGCCUUCAGCUAUUCUUUCAUAUGUGGCCAACAUUUUAAGUACAGUGUUUGCUUUUAUAAGUCGGUGUUACUUGGAUGUCCUAUAAAAUACCCACUUUUUAUAAAGAUGAUAUUUAUAACCUAGGAACUCAUGCCUGUCUUGGCUGCAGUCCCUGUACAUCUAAUAUAUACUGAUUUGUUUGCCCCCAGAGAAUUUUUAAGGUAUCUGCCUAUAUCGUGAUCUUUUGAAAUGGUAAAUAAAUCUGGUGCAUUAAAAAUUA